GACAACCGCAGGAGUGUGAGGAGAUUUCAAAGUGGCACAUGGCAGAGUGGAAGCAAUGGGAGGCCGUACAGGGACCCAGGUCACACUGUGGGCCCAGCAGCAGCGUGACCAGGCGGUACGGGGGCCCAUGGCCGAUAUGGGGCCUGGCGGCACCUAUGGGAGGCCGCUAAUCUGCCAGCAACCUAUGACAAAAUGGAAAACCGCAGGAGUGUAAGGAGACCUCAAAGUGGCACAUGGCAGAGUGGAAGCAAUGGGAGGCCGUACAGGGACCCAGGUCACACUGUGGGCUCAGCAGCAGCCAUGAGGAGUCGGUACGGGGGCCCAUGGCAGAUUACGUGCCUGGCAGCAGCAAUGGGAGGCCUGUAAUCUGCCAGCACCCUAUGUCAAAAAAUUCAACACACCAGUAGUGUGAGGAGACCUGAAAGUGAGGCACAU
Staurois parvus is the source of this 435-nucleotide messenger RNA. NCBI's taxonomy places the organism in Eukaryota, Metazoa, Chordata, Amphibia, Anura, Ranidae. The record is from the annotation of a GenBank genome assembly.